Hevea brasiliensis (rubber tree) is the source of this 702-nucleotide messenger RNA. RefSeq lists its product as uncharacterized. The record is from RefSeq and is a predicted model, not a curated record. Bases 1 to 702 code for a protein of 233 amino acids. The transcript is spliced from 4 exons. NCBI's taxonomy places the organism in Eukaryota, Viridiplantae, Streptophyta, Magnoliopsida, Malpighiales, Euphorbiaceae.
AUGCUCUUGGACGCACUUCUGGCUGAGCUUGUGGGAACUACAAAAUGUGAUGACGAAGGUUCACUAAGUGCACUUUCUCUGGCAAAGGUAUCAUACAUAGCAAUUAUUAGUGACUGGUUCUCUGCAAUUGCAUCCCCAGUGGGAGCUCAGUUCAGAGAUCUUGGAAUCACUACCAACUCUUUGAACCAGAAAAAGGGCCUGACUGAUCUUUCAUGUGUUGGGCCACCACUCUUGAAUCAGCCUAAUGGUAGUACAAUUGGCUUGAAAGUAAGAAAAUCAAAUGUGACUGCUUCAAUGGCUCAACAUCAUAAAGCUCCUGAGACGAUGGUCGAAGCAUCUGCUCCAUUGUCAGAAACAAACACCCUUCAAACUUUCUCAACAGGAUCAAUUGCUGUGAAGGUGGAGACAGAACUUGAUGAGAACACUACAAUUAGUGGUUGGAUUGAAAUGAACAAUUCGAAUUCCAACCCGUUACAAUGGGCUGUCAACUUGUUCGAUGAUUCUGAAGAUGAAUCUGGAUGGGGUAUGUGUGUAAGUGGGAUGAUGGCUGAGGGUUCCCGUAAAUGGACCCAUUUGCAGGCCGACUCAUACUUAAAAUUAAAUUUAGGGAACAAAUUCAGUAUAAAACCAGGCAUUGCAUAUGCAGUGGAAAGUAAUGCCAGAAUAUUUGCCCUCAUGCUUCGAUCGAACUGGUCCUUCUGA